This is a messenger RNA of Priapulus caudatus, 1632 nucleotides long. RefSeq lists its product as uncharacterized. Bases 103 to 1632 code for a protein of 509 amino acids. NCBI's taxonomy places the organism in Eukaryota, Metazoa, Priapulida, Priapulimorpha, Priapulimorphida, Priapulidae. The record is from RefSeq and is a predicted model, not a curated record. The transcript has 7 exons.
CAUGGAGGGAGCUGCACGAAAUCGGCGCAAAGUGCCGACAGGCUGAGCAGACGAGAUGGUAGGGGCAGCGAAAUAGCAUCGAGCUGGCGACCUGGAGUCAGAAUGUCGUUGGCGAACCGCGGCAGAAGUGAUGACAUCUUGACGGGAGGAGCUUCUCUGGAAGUAACCGCAGGAAUUAGAAACACACCGUCACAGAUCCGCCGCGAGGAGCAUGCAGUCUGUGACACGGAGCCAAACUGGUUGUCAAGCAGUGGGCAGACGACCAGUGCAGCGGAGGGAGCUGCCCCUACCCCGCGACCCACCAGGACCGCCGCCCUGCAGACCGCAGGCCUCACGCAGCCUGCGGGCGGGGUGUGCUGUGAAGCCUGCAACGCGCGACUGGUCGAGCUGAAAAAGCAAGCGCUGCGCCUGAUGAUGCUCUACUCGAAGGCCUACCAGCAAAAGAUCGGCGCAGUAACAAAGGACUCCGGGGCAGUGACCAGUCAGGUGCAGGACACGCUGCAGGUUCCCGAGGCACACCUGCACGCCCUCGUCGACGGCUGCUGUACGGUGUGCAGCACUCCUGUCGAGUUCCUCAAGGGAGAGGCGGUGGCGAUGGUGCAGUCGCUCGAGCAGCCCGCCGAAGCUACUAAAGAUGCGAGACAUCUCGCCGGCAUCGUCGCCUCCCGUAACAUGGCGACCCUGACAAAAAAUCUACCCGUUUCAACGACGAGCCUGGCUCAGCCGAGGGUGAGUAGCGUCGAACAAGGAGCCACACAGCGUGUGAUGACGGAGCAGGUGAGCGCCAAGCGAGUUGUUCUGAAGCCCAACCCUCAAGUCAGCAGCGCCCUGCAGCAGCAAGCGCAGAAAUACCUGGAAAAGAAUGUCAUCGCGUGGCUGACACCACAGAGGAUGUACAGAGAGAUAAUCAACUCGUCUUCCAAUGGCCUCUCUGAGACGGCACUACACGAGCACAACAUGAGUCACUCUCGGCUGCCGGUGCCGCACGCUCGCUCGUCGGCCGCACACGCGACCAGCAGCGCCCUCCCGCGGGCCACCGGCGCGACGCGCUCGUUGUUCGCUCAGUCGGGAGGACUCGGUGCGUCGCCUCGCUCCGUCUCGCAGGGCCACGCGCAGCCGCCGCCACACUGCUCCACGCCGAUACCUCCUCUCGCCGGCCCGCCAGGUGGCGCUGCGGCGGCUCAGCUGCAGGGACAACAAGUGUCGUACGUCGUGCGUGGAGCGUACGCCGGCGGCGGCGUGAAGUCGCACGCCGGCUCCGCGGCCGCGCCACACUCCUACGCGCAGACGCACGCGCCGGCCGGCGUUCUCCACCCGAGUAAAGCGCACGCCGGCUUCCACUCGAGUCCCGCGCACGAGGCGGCGCCACCGGCGCACGGUUCGCUCCAGCAGGUGGCGCCGCAUUCGGGUCUUCCGGUGUCGCACGUCGCCGCCGCCGCCGCCGCGGGCUCGCAUGGCAGUGCGCACCUGGUCUACAGUCACACGCUCAGCGGACACCUGUCGCGGAUUCCGCAUUCCGGCAGUUCUGGAAUCCAGGCGCCGUCGUCGCGCGCCUACUACGCUGUCAUCAGCGAGUGCUGCAACCUUGCAAGCUCCCCGACUGAAGAAAAUCAGAAAUCAAUGCGACCAUAA